Messenger RNA from Mucor mucedo, 1086 nucleotides. RefSeq names its product Myc-type, basic helix-loop-helix domain-containing protein. The transcript is spliced from 4 exons. The coding region runs from base 309 to 896 and encodes 195 amino acids. The record is from RefSeq and is a predicted model, not a curated record. Gene Ontology annotation, cellular component: nucleus. Gene Ontology annotation, biological process: regulation of transcription by RNA polymerase II. Gene Ontology annotation, molecular function: RNA polymerase II cis-regulatory region sequence-specific DNA binding; DNA-binding transcription factor activity, RNA polymerase II-specific; protein dimerization activity. NCBI's taxonomy places the organism in Eukaryota, Fungi, Mucoromycota, Mucoromycetes, Mucorales, Mucoraceae.
AUCACGGGCCAAAAAAGCUAUUGUUUCCUUUUUUUGUUUUGUAUACGUCAUGGGCAAAUAAAGUUCACACACACACAAAGGGCAAACUUAUACACACACAUACACACACAUACACAUUUUGAGCUCUUCUUUUCUCUCUCUUUCUCUCUUUUUUUUUUUCUCUUUUCUUGUGUUUAAAAACAAAAGAAAAAAAAACUCAAAAUUGAAUAUACAACGUCUCGAGACAUGUACAACAUGCAGUUUCAACAUUCACCUUACUCUGACCAUCCCAGUCAGUAUGACAUUGCCAAUACUCUCCACCCAAUAAAAUGAAUAUCAAUCAAUACAUUCCUUUACCCAACUCACCCAAGCAAUAUGACAUGUCAAGCUAUAUACCUGCUCCAGCCAACUUUACCACUGACGAUAACACACCCAGCCCUCACCAAGCCUACUACGGUGAAAACAAUCAUGAUACGCUAGUAUCUCCAACCAGUCCAGGUAGUAAUAUCGAGGAAGAGAUUGUACAAAGAAACAUGCAACAUAUUUUCGAAAAGAAGAGACGAAGAAGAGAAUCUCAUAAUGCUGUAGAACGUCGGAGGAGAGACAAUAUCAAUGAUCGUAUUACUGAGUUAGCAACAUUAUUGCCAGAUAGAGAUGCCGUAAAAUCUAACAAGGGAACUAUCCUAAGAAAAUCCGUGGACCAUAUCCGACUUUUACAUGAUAAAUUAAGACAACACCAACAACGGAUUGGGGAGCUUGAAAACAUGUUGGAAGUAUAUCGUCAUCAACAGCAGCAGCAGCAGCAUCAACAACAACAUCAAACAAUGAUACCGCCUGGCCACCCUCUGGAUUUAUCUGGAAUGCAACCACAUAUGGCUAAUAGUCAUCAUGCCUACAGAAGAGAUACCACUUCAUAAAAAAAUCACUCUACUAUCCUUUUAUAUUACAAUUUACCCUUUUUUUUUUUUUUUUUUAUUUAUAUAUAUAUAUAUCAACCUUCUCCCCACAGACACACACACACACCUUUUUUACUAUUUACUAUGCAAUUCAUUAUCAUAUAUACACACACACUCUCACACAUACAUUAAAAAAACUAAAAAAAAAAAA